AGCGUGAACGCGCUCGUGACGUAGGCGAAACCCACAGUUCACGCGCCUCAGGAAGUCUUUCCUGAAGUAAUCUACAGUGUAUGAGGCGUUAACGAUAAAACGCGGAAAAAUGGUUUAUUUUUCACUGGAAUAGUUACAUUCACGGGUCUACGGGUUUUGUGUUAGAACUGUUUCCCAUCAUGUCUUGCCGUGACAUCCACGCCACAAAUGCGUUUGCUUUCAUCAUCGCCCUGCUCGCAGUGGGUGGAUUAGCCGUUGCUACAGUCAUCCCUCAAUGGAGGACAACACGUCUUCUCACUACUAACCUCAACGCCAAGAAUAUUACCGUGUAUGAUGGACUGUGGACCAAAUGUGUCCUACGAGACGGUUUCAGCGGGUGUUACUACUUUGACACAGAGUGGUAUUCCAAAGUAGACCAGCUGGAUCUCAGGCUGCUGCAGUUUUGCUUACCAACAGGUCUGUUCUUCUCUUGCCUGGCACUGCUGCUCAGUCUUACAGGCAUGUGUAAGACAGCAUGUUGCUCCCAAACCCCAGAUGAUAUAAAGUCCAGCCGCUGUAUAGUGAACAGCUCGGGCUGCCACCUAGUGGCUGGGAUGUUCCUCCUGAUAGGAGGUGCCAUCGCUAUGCCACCAUCUAUCUGGUUCCUGUUCCACACUCGUGAGUUGAACUCGCGCUAUGCUAAUAUUUUCUCCCCAGAAUUUGCAGUGUACGUGGCUAUUGGUAGUGCUGGCGGCCUUGUGUUCGCUGCCCUGCUAAUGUUCAUGUGGUACUGCAUGUGCAAAAAGCUGCCCUCGCCCUUCUGGCUGCCCCUGCCUGAGCACCCCGCCAUGAGCGGCAGCGUUUCUACUCAGCCUCUACUGACCAACGGCCUGCCAACGCCAGUUACCUAUGCACCUCAGAGCUUCCCCCCUGCUGUUCUUGAUGCUCCAGCGUUUGUGCAAGCCCCGGGAUACCAACAGCCCAUGCCAGGCCCACCUGUACCACCUCAGGUAUAUAUGGGCCAGAUGUCCAUGCUGGAUGGAUACGGGUCAGAAGCAGGAGCCUCACAGGCUUAUGGUUACGCCCCUUCACAGAGUUACGCCCCUUCGCAGAGUUACGCCCCUUCGCAGAGUUACGCCCCUUCGCACAGUUAUGCCCCUUCGCAGAGUUACGCCCCUUCACAAAGCUACGCUCCAUCCGUAAGCAUUGCUCCUUCUCAGAGGUACGCUGGACAUCGCUACUCCACACGAUCACGCCAGUCAGCAAUUGAAAUUGAUAUCCCCCUCCUGACAGAGUGAUACUGGAAGAAAGAAAUCCACUGUGUCCUUCAGUGUGUGGCUCAGGAUCACGUACUAAUCCCACUUACUGUCAGAACAAGCAAUAUUAAUAAAAAUAGAUCCAUCAUAGAUAAUGUACUGAAAGUAAUCUCUGUGAGAUAAUUUAGGAAGAAUUGGUCACAGAUGACACCUUUAUGACAACAGAGAAUCUGAUACUAGAUAAUAAGUAAAAUAAUAUACACAGGGUUGGACAAGCUAGCAAACUCUAAACCUUUCUUUUUUGGUUGUUAUCCAAAUGCUACUUAUCCACCAGUCAGCUACAGUAAUAAUAAUUAAAAAAAAAAAAAUACACACAAAUAAUGUGGACAUGAAAUCUGAUCGUCUCAGACACUCUGUGUACUUAUUUGUCCACUCUGGAACAGAUCGUUAAAAGUACAAAUAUAUGAUUUAAUAUUGGUUAAAUAUAUUGGACAAGAUUGGUCAAUCUCUUAAAUUCACAGUAUUGAAUUUGAAUAAUUCAGCAGCUUAAACUGAAGUAGUUAACCGUAGUUUUUUUCUAGAAUGUUAAUAUUUACUGAAUUUAUUAGUCAGCACUACAUUAGAUGUAUAAUGCUGUCAAUUUUGUUUGCAUGUGCUUUUCUGGAAUUGAGCCAAGAAUAUGAUUUGUAUCGAAAGCUUUUACUUUUUUUUUCCCCCUCUAUUUUUAUUAGACAUUUGAAAUUCACAACAGAACAUUAGGGUUAUUGUGAGGAUGUUGGCCACAGUUUUGCAUGUGGCCCAGAUGAGGUGAACGCUGUCACUCGGGUCAGCUGUGCUGAUGAGACUCGACACUUCACACAUCUUUAGAUGGCAUCUUUAUUUUUCCCUCAUAGUUUACAAAAACAAAACACUGUCUUACUGUAUAAGCACUGGAAAUGGUCAAAGUCACUAAAACAAAGCGCUGGCACUGUAGCUAAAAAAUAACAAACUGCCAGCUGCUUCACUACACUGUAUUUUGCACUUAAUUCUUAUUUUUUACCACCAUUACAUCAGGGUUCUUCAGGACUUCUGAAGCCUUUUUACUUAUUUUUAUAGGGAACUUGAUAAAACCAAUAAAAGGCAUUCAGCUGCGAUUGUUACAAUGUGCUGUGCUGUGAGGGAGAGAGGAUCAUUUAUCUGGUUUUAUUAGGCUUAAUAAAACAUCACUUUUUAAAUUCUUAAUAUUUUACACUAAUAAUGAAGGGUUAUUCGUAUAUAAAGUGCUAUUUGUGUGCCAACUUUUUUAAAACUUUUUUUUAUUAUUAUUAUUUUAUUUUAUGUAAAAAAUUAUUGGUUGUAAUUUGCUCCUGCUUAACAUUUUACUUUUUCCUGAGUGUUCCCUUUAUUAAUGUUUUAUUACAUGUCACAUGUUAAGGUGCUUUCUGAUGAUAAAUUUUAAUAUUAUGUUUUGUCACUAAUCUUUUUCUACAAUGUCAUUGUCACAAGCAUAGACUACUAAUAUCUAAAAUGUUGUGCUUAAUAAAACCAAACACUGUUUAAAAGAAUCAACUGAAUGAUUUCUGAAUCCCAUUUUGUUUUGUACAAAAUAACAUGAAAAACAGUCAAACGUUUGACACUUAGGAUAAACCGAAUAUUAGGAUAACUGUAUUCAAAUUGCAAUAAAAAAAAACAAAACACCAAAUGUAAACACUUUACGAUGUCAUUGUGUAUUUGUUAGAUGUCUGAGAAUGUUGCUGCUGACUGAUGACUAAAUUUCCUCAUUUUUGACAGGGGUUGAGGCAGGGCUACAGACAUUGCUGAGAGGAGUAUAGUGUGUACCGUGUCGUCAGAAAAAGGUGGCCGAUUACCCUACAACAAUGGCACCCCAUUGUGAUCCAUUACAGGAGAACAAAAUCUGUUUAUGUCACUUCUGUGCUAUGAAUUAGAAAUAUGACACAAACGAUGUCAGCUUCAAGAAGACAUAUUUUCAUGUUUAUAAUGUGUGUUUGAAAAGGUCACUGAGGCUAAUAGCAUACAGCUCUUAAAUAAGAGUGUCACCUUUUUUUUCCCCCUCAUACACAAUAGACUCAUCUCAUGAAAACAACUUACAGCCUGGAGCAUCUACAGCAAACACAAAACUACAAACUAUAAUAAGUAUUCUGGCUUUAAUGUGUACUUUGUUGUGUUAACACAACUGAGACCGUUAGAAUAAAUGUGCUUAUGGAUAUGUGA
Tachysurus fulvidraco (yellow catfish) is the source of this 3446-nucleotide messenger RNA. RefSeq names its product claudin 12 (gene cldn12). The transcript is spliced from 3 exons. Gene Ontology annotation, cellular component: plasma membrane. The coding region runs from base 180 to 1277 and encodes 365 amino acids. The record is from RefSeq and is a predicted model, not a curated record. NCBI's taxonomy places the organism in Eukaryota, Metazoa, Chordata, Actinopteri, Siluriformes, Bagridae.